AUGGACGUAACCACCCUGAAGAGUGGUGCUCCUGUACAAGGCGCAGCAAAUACAAAACUCGGGAUGGAAAGCAUCAUCCAAAGUUUGACGGUUCGCGCCGGAAAUGAGGUAGUCACAAAGAUUGAUAACUACCCUGCCUACCUUGUGCAGAGUUACCGGAACUUGAAUAAAGGCAUGAAGCAACUUCUCGGUCAACUCACCGGAUACGGUCGAACGGAUGUGUUUGCUGGAACUUCUACCGCGGCAAUCUCCAUGCACCCCACUAUCGGAUUUUUCCACCCAACUAAUGACCAGUUCCUGCCAGUUUGGGCACUUCCUAAUCAAGCGAUGACCAUCGAGUUGGUGCUGGCCGAUCCAAACACUGUUUUCACCUCGGUUGGAACUGUUGAUGAGAUACAAGUCUCGAACAUUCGUUGUUUGAUCCCCUACGUGACGCCGCCUCCAUCCAUUGUAGUGAACGCGACGAGGGCCAUCGCAGACAGUAAGAGCAUCUAUUACGAUUACGUCCGUGCUACUCAAACUGAGAAUGCAUCUAGUGGUGGAUUGCGUAACACUUAUUCACUCCAUAUGUCGGGUGUCAGAAGUUUGAUUGGAUUCGAAGCGUCCUUCAUCGACGACGAUGUGUUGGCCGAUCCGACGAAAGACAAGAGCGAGGCUUUCUCCGAUCAAGGUCUCCGUGAAUGGAGGCUUCAAUUGGGACCUAACCAGACGAUCCCUAAUGGAGUCACCGGAUUCACCCAUGGGCCUUAUGAUCGUCAAACUUUGCUUGUGUCUCAACUUACAAACAACGACUGGAAUCAACUCGGAGAUCUUGAUAUCAAUGUGGCCGAUUAUAACAACAAAAACUUCUCCUUUGCGUAUGCCUUCGCUGAUAAGAGCGAAGGGAGCCAAGCCGCACUCAGUUUUACAGAUCUAGCGACGAAAACCAAUUAUGUCAAACCGGUCCAUGAACAGCCAAUCAGUAGUGCGGAUAUCCUUAAACUAUCCGCCCAGAAGAAUUACUCUCAAGCAUAUAAGGAUGGGAUCGAAUAUCUCAAAGCGGAGAAGGAUUAUCGGGCAAAGGAACGUUACCUCGACAGCAUAACCCCAAGCCGAAGAAAUACGACCCUUGUUUCAACCUCUACAUCAACAUCUGGGCUUCCUGUUCCCGAUACUGAAGGAAGGGUUUAUAACUAUGACGCCGCAACGACACCGAUGACCGGAAUGAUGUUUGAAGCCCCCGCGAAUCUACACGAAGUCCCAGAUCUCCCUAAGAACAUCGCCGGAUAUCAGGAACCUAUGAUGCCAGGAGCGUUUCCUAAUAUGAUUGGGCCGGACGAGGUAAAGGUUGAGGCAAUGUCACCAGAGAUGAAGACGGAAGAAGUUAAGAUCGAUGCUAAGCCUGAGAUAGCCCUCACAACGAUUACCGAUCCGGCCAAGGUUGAGGAAGCCAUAUUGAAAUCUGAAGUACGCAAUGAGUCUUUUACAACACCAGGACUUAGGGAACUCUCAGACACCCAUCUGAGUUCGCCUGUUGUUUCGGGCAACAUGAAAGCGUAUUCAAACAACGCUAAACUAUCCGGCUUUGAUUCGGGUCAGUUCAACAGACUAAUGAACAAAAACGGACUGUUGUUGGUCAACGAUGUUAAAACGGAAGAUCCGGUAGAACUACAGACAGAUAAGGGUGUGUAUACAUUAGGUGUGAAGAUCAAGGAGUCUGAGGAUUUCUCUAUCGAUAGCACAGGCCGCCUAGAGGUCAUCCCCGAUGUGCCAGAAUUUCCUCUCCAGAAAACUGACAAGACAGUUUCAUUGCUCAUAGAUUCACCGCUCGGGGUAACUGAAAACGGCUUAGGGUUGGCGCAUGAUACAAGUUUGAAAGUCACGGAAGACGGGUUGUCCGUAGUGUUCCCCGAAGUAGAGUUGGAAAAUCUCUCAGAACCCCUCUCUAGAGACGAACUUGGUAUUAAACUCGAUAUCGAUGAUACUCUAGAUGUAAAGAACGGCUUAUUGACAGUCGUUCCAGAAAUCCUAAAAGCACCUUUGACGCGUGACGUGAUCGGUAAUAUCACAUUGGAUUAUGACCAUUCGCUUCGAACGAUCGACGGGCAAUUAAGUGUUGUCCAAGAAAAUGUAGAAGCCAUCGUUGACGAAGCAGUGAAGGUAGCAAAACCGCUUUCGAAAGAUGCAGACAAGGUGAUCCAUCUUGAUCAUGGAAAAGGCUUGAAACUCAGUGAUGAAGGGAAACUGGUGACAGAUGUUGAUACCGUUAUUGUGGGAAGAGGUGCGAUUAGCAACGAUAAGGCAAGGAGUUUGGCUCUCGAUGAUCUCAUGCAAGAGGGGUUUGAUUCUCUCGCGGAUUUCUUAGGAUCUGAUACAGAUGUGGAUACUACGGUUAUUCGUCUUAAAACUACAGACGACUUCCAACAAACAGGAAACAAACUUGCAAUUCGCUCGAAAGGCAUGGGACAGAUUCCAUUCUACUCUGCUCUAAGCGGAUUCAAUGGAGACAGCAGUUUUACCUAUAAUGAGACGCUCAAUCAAAUGAAUGUUCCACAUCUUUACGUGAACAGCAACUUCAACCCCUCGAAUAACGAAGUGCCAACAUCCGCGUAUGUAGAGCAACUGUAUCAGGCAGGAUCAGGGAUUGAUAUAUCUGGAGUAUCGAAUGGUCGAAGGACUGUUGAUGUAAGAACAGAUGCUAGUCUCGCUAUCGAUAGCAGCCAGAAUCUAAGUGUCAAUGUCUCGGCCUUAUGUGAUAACAAAGGUAUCCGAGUCGUGAACGAUAAAUUGGCGAUUGGGCUCACCUUCCAACAGGGCAACGGUGGAUUGAAGAUAGAAAAUCAGAAUCAAGUUAAACUUGCUCCCUCCGUAAGUGGUGCAAUCACUUUUGAUGGUAACAAUACAUUCGGCGAUAAGCUGACUGCAUCAAAUGGAGUCAAACGUGUUGAGAAUGAUCUCCAACUGGAUCUUCAUGCGGGGGAUAAUACCGUGACAGUAACUAACAAUUCGAUAAAGGGUGCGUAUACAGGAUCUAAUGGAGUGUCAGUUACGGGAAACACUAUUUCCGGGGCCUACACUGCUGGAAACAACAUCUCGAUAUCUGGGUCAAGCAUUAGUUGCACAUAUCAACCUGAGCCGGAAACUCCUACUGUCAUCACUGGUGCUUUACCUAUCAUUGUUACCGGAGCGGAUAAGGAAUUCAACGUGUCCAAGCAGCCUUUGGUUAUAACUGGUGGUUCCGGAAUCCUCGUUGUUGGCUCCGAGGAAACCGGCUUCAAUAUUUCUUCCAUACAGCCCUACAAGAACCGAAAGGAAGAUGAUGAUCCGGAAGAGAAAAAUGAGGAGUCCGAGCCGUCUGGAGAAACGUCGGGGGACUUCUCGGAGGACCUGCUGCAGCAGCCGGAAUCCUUGGUGGUUUCAUCGCUGCAAGUGGUCGAGAAAGAAAGAACCAGAAAGACGCAAAUGGUAACAAUGUAG
Messenger RNA from Fimicolochytrium jonesii, 3456 nucleotides. RefSeq lists its product as uncharacterized. The transcript is spliced from 5 exons. The record is from RefSeq and is a predicted model, not a curated record. The coding region runs from base 1 to 3456 and encodes 1151 amino acids. NCBI's taxonomy places the organism in Eukaryota, Fungi, Chytridiomycota, Chytridiomycetes, Spizellomycetales, Powellomycetaceae.